This is a messenger RNA of Cavia porcellus (domestic guinea pig), 1870 nucleotides long. RefSeq names its product solute carrier family 25 member 10 (gene Slc25a10). Gene Ontology annotation, biological process: thiosulfate transport; phosphate ion transmembrane transport; malate transmembrane transport. The record is from RefSeq and is a predicted model, not a curated record. The transcript is spliced from 11 exons. Bases 173 to 1036 code for a protein of 287 amino acids. Lineage: Eukaryota; Metazoa; Chordata; Mammalia; Rodentia; Caviidae. Gene Ontology annotation, molecular function: malate transmembrane transporter activity; sulfate transmembrane transporter activity; antiporter activity.
CCCCUUGGCCGCGCGGGCGCAUUGGCUGCCCGGGGCGCGGGCGCACCGUGGCACUUUGAACCAGGAGUCCGACGGCUGCUACUAGAGUUCGGGUCGUGUCGGGUCGAGUCGAGUGGGGUCAGGACCGACUUCGGGCAGGGGUAAAGCGGACUGGGCGUCCAUUCUUCGGGCCAUGGCAGCCGAGGCUCGCGUGUCACGCUGGUACUUCGGGGGGCUGGCCUCCUGCGGGGCCGCCUGCUGCACACACCCGCUGGACCUGCUCAAGGUGCAUCUACAAACACAGCAGGAAGUAAAGCUGCGAAUGACCGGCAUGGCGCUGCAGGUGGUGCGCACCGACGGCAUCCUGGCUCUCUACAAUGGCCUGAGCGCCUCACUGUGCAGACAGAUGACCUAUUCCCUGACCCGAUUUGCUAUCUAUGAGACCGUGCGGGACCACCUGACCAAGGGCAGCUCAGGGCCUGUUCCCUUUUACAGCAAGGUGCUGUUAGGAGGCAUCAGCGGUUUAACUGGAGGCUUUGUGGGCACCCCUGCAGACUUGGUCAAUGUCAGGAUGCAGAAUGACAUGAAGCUGCCUGUGAAUCAGCGGCGCAACUAUGCCCAUGCCCUGGAUGGCCUGUACCGCGUGGCCCGUGAAGAGGGCCUGAGGAGGUUAUUCUCUGGUGCAACCAUGGCAUCCAGCCGCGGGGCCCUUGUCACCGUGGGCCAGCUGUCAUGCUACGAUCAGGCCAAGCAGCUGGUCCUCAGCACGGGGUACCUGUCUGACAACAUCUUCACUCACUUGGUCGCCAGCUUCAUUGCAGGUGGCUGUGCCACUUUCCUGUGCCAGCCCCUGGAUGUGCUGAAGACCCGUUUGAUGAACUCCAAAGGCGAGUACCAGGGGGUUUUUCACUGCGCUGUGGAGACCGCCAAGCUGGGACCAUUGGCCUUUUAUAAGGGACUCUUUCCUGCUGGCAUUCGUCUGAUUCCACACACUGUGCUCACCUUCGUGUUUCUGGAGCAGCUGCGGAAACACUUCGGCCUCAAGGUGCCCACCUGAGGCCUCAGCAUCAGGCCCCAGAUCGGUGGAAGGGUGCGGCCCCCCCACCUUCCUGGUCUGGGCCCAUGGAGUGCCCACCAAGUUCCUUUCCUCCCUGGGUCCCUGCUGGCCCCUCUGCUCCCCACUGGGCAUUUGCCUGGCCUUGUCCCUCCCCACUGACAGUUCACUCAGGAAGAGGGCAAGAGCGUCGUCCCUCAGGAUGGCUUCCUAUCCUCCCCGCCCGACUCCCUCUUCCCAACAGGCAGUCACUGCAGAGCAGGGAGGGGCGGGAUGACCUGUGCCCUGCUCUGGCUGAGGUUUGCUCCAGAAGCAGCAGCAUCUUCCUGCAGCCUCCACUGAGCAAGGCCCUGGACAGCAGGGUGGGGCUGGGACCCUGUAGCUGCCCGCCAUACUCGUGAACACAUGCACUUUACUCUGACAAGAGGGACCACAGCUUUAGUACCCUCAGUGGUAGUGCCUCCCGCAAGCCCUGCUCCUGUGAGAAGGGACAUGUGACAGAUCACCAGCCAGUGCCAGGAUGGCAGGUCCCCCCAUACCCCUUGCGGGUGCAGCCCCAGAUGCUUGAAUAAUUCGCUUUGCCUGACAAAACCUCAGUGCCCACAGCCUGCUGCUGUCCAACCAGCUGGUGCCCAGGGCCCUCAGAUGCCUGCAGCCUCUGCUCCCCAGCUCCCUGGGAAAACGGCCACAGGCAGCAAUGGGCUAUGGUGUGUCCCCCAGGACUGUGGUCACCCCACAAGAGCACAUAACAGCCAGAACCGCCACCAAAGCAGCCCAUCUCCCUGUUGGCCUGCAGCUAUGCAUGGGUCCAAUAAAGGAGUGACCUGGGUGACCUGC